AGCGAUACACCCCAUAAGGAAGCGCCCUUCUGUGUAUUGCAUGUAUUUUUAGUAGCAAACGAAUGAGAUAGGCUAUCUCUUAAAAAAUAUAGAUUUUACUUACAUUUACAUUAUUGUUAAAUGAAACAAAGACGCGCCUGGACUUCCACCUGCUUUCUCUGAUGGGAAAUUGCCUUUUCGUUUGACCGAGAGAAAAAAACGGAUUACGGACAAAACUUCAUUUGGAUUUCUACGGAUGACAUCUUGACAUCUCAGGCUAAACAAACUGACCUGUUCCUUUUCCAAACUACUACAAGUGCAACUGAAGACCAGGAAAGACUCAUCACGAAUAGAUGGAUAAACUGAAGAAGUUCGUGUGGGAUGGAUUUGCAUCUGUGUUGAGGCUGUUAAACCAUAGCCAGUGCAACACAUGCUUUUUACAUGAAGCUUCUGAUGAAAAAAGUAGCAGAUGACCAGCAAGUAAGCUGAACAAGAAAUCUACCUGCCGCUAACAGCUAAAACGUCCAACAGCCCUGAAUCAAUCCUGUCCAAACAUGAAUGAACCCUUUCACUUAUUUGAAUAAAUGUGAUCCAACCGAAUCCUAAAGAAAGCUUGAUCCCACAGUGAAAGCAGAUUGUCUCUGACAUAAAGAGAUGAAACGAGAACGUUUUAAGCCCCCGCAUCCAGAUGACCCUCUGUGCUGCUGUGGAGACAUCGACCAGCAAAGAGAGUACUGCUGCUGUGACUGUGAAGAACUUGAUGAUGCCUGUGAAAGGUUACUUAGAGGAGAGCCAGACAAGCCAGACAUCUUCUCUCGUUUCAUCUCUCAUAUGGCUGAUUGUUUGGGUUUGCCAUGUUGUGCUAUAGGACCCCUUCGAUUGGAGCUCUCUGUUUUACCUCCCAUGGUAUUAAUUCCUGGCCUGUUGCGAGUAGCGGCAAUUAAUUGUAUCUUGGGAGCUGUAGUCUUAACUGCCCUACCAGGACUGGUGCUUUGGUAUUACUAUGUGACUCACAAAAGGAAAAGACGCACAUUGUUUUUCCUUAGUUUGGCACUUUUCUCCCUUGCCUAUAUGUACUACCUUUUCCUUACUGAGAUCGUCCCCAGAGGAGACGUAAGUAAUCUGCAGCUGGUUACCGUGACGACAGGCAUGAUGUUGACGCUUAUCUCCCUUGUGCGCACCAAACAGGGACCAGGCCUUGUCAAAUCCCAAUCAUUAGUUCUGGGAAUCAACAGUAGCUCUACAACCAAUCAGAGCACAGACUUACCCAGACACUCUACCACCCACAAUGGAAUCAGCCAGUCAAAGGGGGAGAAGGAAGGAAAGAAGAAGUUAUGCCCUGUGUGCAGACUGGUGCGCCCACCAAGAGCUGGGCACUGCAGGAUCUGUGGGGCAUGUGUCCUACGCAUGGACCACCACUGUGUUUGGAUAAACAGCUGUGUAGGCCAAGCCAAUCACAGGCAGUUCAUUUUGACACUUCUUCUCUUCCUAUUGACAUCCUUCUAUGGGAUCAGUUUGGUGUUACGGAGUGUAUGUCCUCGACAGAGUCUAUUCACAGCCAUGUUAUACUGUCCCGGAGUCUACAACCAACACAGCACAGCCCUGUGCUUUACAUGUGUGUGGUACAGCGUUAUCAUAACAGGUGGUCUGCUCCACCUGUUCAUCCUUCAGAUUAUCAAUGUCAGUUACAACGUAACAGAACGCGAAGCUCAAAUGGCUUUGCGCAACAAAACCGGCAGACGGCGCUUUUGUGGCCUGGUUGUGGAGACGGGUGUCUAUUCACGAGGCUUCCUCCAGAACUGGAUUCAGUUCCUCACAAUGAACACGGAUGAGAAUGAAUCCCCCUUCAUCUUCACAGACAUGUGCAGAUCUCAAUCCGAUUGAACAUCUUUGGGAUGUGCCAAUAAGUUGGAUCCAGAGCGGCUCCACCUUACAACCUGGAAUUGAAGGAUCUCCUGCUAAUGUCUUGGUGCCAGACACAGGAUGGCUACAGAGGUCUUGAGGAGUCCAUGCCUCAGUGGGUCAGUGCUGUUUUGGCAACACAUGGAGGACCUCAUUCUAGGCAGGUGGUCAUAAUGUUUUGGCUCAUGGGAGUAUGGGCAUUUUCAAUUAGGUUCCAAGUGUUAUGCAACCACAGCAGCUAUUUCACGAAAUUAAACUGCCUGGUCGCACAUAUAAUGAACCUUUGCCCAUAAAGGCUGUUACUUUAUAGCAUAUAAUUAAAUUGUUUGAAUGCAACAUGCUGCAAUGAUCAAAGAUAACUUUGUAAUCUUAGUAGCAAAUCAAGUAUGAGUGUUUUAAGUAAGAAAUAUUAGUAGUAUAAGUUGUAAUGAAUUAGUGAUGAACAAAGCCCAGAAAAUGAAUGUCACAACCUGAAAUGUCCCUGCAUUAUUGCAAUUAAGAAAUGUUUCAGUGAUUGUUAUAGAUAUUUAUAAAUAUUUAUGCCAAUGUUUGACACCGUUAUAUGAGAAUGGAACUGAGCUGAAGGAUGAUGUCAUCCUUCAGCUCAGUUCAGUUCUACCAGAAAGACUCGGGAGAAUAAAUACUGUAACAAUAAAUACAUUUAUUGAUAGCCCAGCAAGCAAUUAAGUUCUUUGGCGUAGGCCCCGUCCAUAGCUCGCAAUCCGAGGGUCCGGACUCUGCAUUUCCUGCCUGAAGACGAAGGCAGGGGCGCAGCCGACCCCCCCGGGAGGUACAGGAAGGGACCAUCCUGGUGGUGGUGGGGAGGAUGGAAGGGAAGGAACCAUCUUGGAGGUGGUAGGAUGGGAGGGAAGGAACCAUCUUGGAGGUGGUGGGGAGGAUGGAGGUCAAUGAAAGCGUCAGCAUCUGCGAACUCAAACAUGUGUAAGUACCGGACUUUUAUACCGCAAGCAUUAGACACGAUUGGAUAGAUGAGAAGGUAAUUAGUGACGCAACGAUUGAGUCUUCCUGGCAGAACUUAACGCUAAAGCUUCCAUUUCUCAUAUGUUCUCACCGUUUUCUCCAGAGCUACUGUAUAGAUAAAUGAACUUAAUUAUUAAUUAACUAAUGAUUUUUACAAUGGAAAUGAAUCAACACUGAACUUACUUAAACUAGACAA
This is a messenger RNA of Pimephales promelas (fathead minnow), 3058 nucleotides long. Lineage: Eukaryota; Metazoa; Chordata; Actinopteri; Cypriniformes; Leuciscidae. The record is from RefSeq and is a predicted model, not a curated record.